Trichechus manatus latirostris (Florida manatee) is the source of this 3297-nucleotide messenger RNA. RefSeq names its product hypoxia up-regulated 1 (gene HYOU1). Bases 129 to 3122 code for a protein of 997 amino acids. Gene Ontology annotation, molecular function: ATP binding; ATP-dependent protein folding chaperone. The transcript has 26 exons. Gene Ontology annotation, cellular component: endoplasmic reticulum chaperone complex. NCBI's taxonomy places the organism in Eukaryota, Metazoa, Chordata, Mammalia, Sirenia, Trichechidae. The record is from RefSeq and is a predicted model, not a curated record. Gene Ontology annotation, biological process: negative regulation of hypoxia-induced intrinsic apoptotic signaling pathway; endoplasmic reticulum unfolded protein response.
AACAGUUUGCAAACCGAGGGGAGUUGUGAAGGGCGCGGGCUGGGGGUGCGCUGCUGGCCUCGUGCGUACGUCCGCUGCCACGUUUGUCCUAAAGCUGGGACCAGAGGAACGGAGGCAAGAGGGCCACAAUGGCAGCCACAAUCAGAAGGCAGACGCCAAGGAGGCCAGCCUUUUGGGUCUUGAUGACUGUGCUCUUGGCAAACAUGUUGGCACUGAGUGACACGCUGGCAGUAAUGUCUGUGGACCUGGGCAGUGAGUCCAUGAAGGUGGCCAUUGUCAAACCUGGAGUGCCCAUGGAAAUUGUCUUGAACAAGGAAUCACGGAGGAAAACCCCAGUAACUGUAACUCUGAAAGAAAAUGAAAGAUUCUUUGGAGACAGUGCAGCAAGCAUGGCCAUCAAAAAUCCGAAGGCUACACUGCGUUACUUCCAGCAGCUACUGGGGAAGCAGGCAGAUAACCCCCAUGUGGCCCUUUACCGGGCCCGUUUCCCAGAGCACAAGCUGGGUAUUGACCCACAGAGGCAGACUGCGCACUUCCAGAUCAGCCCGCAGCUGCAGUUCUCACCUGAGGAGGUGCUGAGCAUGGUUCUCAAUUACUCCCGGUCCCUGGCUGAAGAUUUUGCAGAGCAACCCAUCAAGGAUGCAGUGAUCACCGUGCCAGCCUUUUUCAACCAGGCCGAGCGCCGAGCUGUGCUGCAGGCUGCUCGCAUGGCUGGCCUCAAAGUGCUGCAGCUCAUCAACGACAACACCGCCACUGCCCUCAGCUACGGUGUCUUCCGCCGGAAAGAUAUCAACACCACUGCCCAGAAUAUCAUGUUCUACGACAUGGGCGCAGGCAGCACCGUGUGCAGCAUUGUGACCUACCAGACGGUGAAGACUAAGGAGGCAGGGAUGCAGCCACAGUUGCAGAUUCGGGGCAUAGGAUUUGACCGCACUCUGGGGGGCCUGGAGAUGGAGCUCCGGCUGCGUGAGCAUCUGGCUGGGCUUUUCAAUGAGCAGCAAAAGGGCAAGAGCUCGAAGGAUGUGCGGGAGAACCCUCGUGCCAUGGCCAAGCUGCUGCGUGAGGCCAAUAGGCUCAAAACCGUCCUGAGUGCCAAUGCUGACCACAUGGCUCAGAUUGAAGGCCUGAUGGACGAUGUGGACUUCAAGGCAAAAGUGACUCGUGCGGAGUUUGAGGAGUUAUGUGUGGACUUGUUUGAGCGGGUGCCUGGGCCCGUGCAACAGGCUCUCCAGAGUGCCGAAAUGAGUUUGGAUGAGAUCGAGCAGGUGAUCCUGGUGGGUGGGGCCACUCGGGUACCCAAAGUACAGGAGGUGCUGCUAAAGGCCGUGGGCAAGGAGGAGCUAGGGAAGAACAUCAAUGCAGACGAAGCAGCCGCAAUGGGGGCUGUGUACCAAGCAGCUGCACUCAGCAAAGCUUUCAAGGUGAAGCCGUUCAUAGUCCGGGAUGCAGUUGUCUACCCCAUCCUGGUGGAGUUCACAAGAGAGACGGAGGAGGAGCCUGGGGUUCGCAGCCUGAAGCACAACAAGCGUGUGCUCUUCUCCCGGAUGGGGCCUUACCCUCAACGCAAAGUUAUCACCUUUAACCGCUACAGCCAUGAUUUCAACUUUCACAUCAACUAUGGGGACCUGGGCUUUCUGGGGCCUGAGGAUCUUCGGGUAUUUGGCUCCCAGAAUCUGACCACAGUGAAGCUAAAAGGCGUGGGUGAGAGCUUCAAGAAGUAUCCCGACUAUGAGUCCAAGGGCAUCAAGGCUCACUUCAACCUGGACGAGAGUGGUGUGCUGAACCUAGACAGGGUAGAGUCUGUAUUUGAGACUCUGGUGGAAGACAGCCCAGAAGAGGAAUCCACUCUUACCAAGCUUGGCAAUACCAUUUCCAGCCUGUUUGGAGGUGGUGCCACACCAGAUGCCAAAGAAAAUGGUACAGAUACUGUCCAGGAGGAAGAGGAAGGCCCUGCUGAGGGGAGCAAGGAGGAGCCUGGGGAGCAGGCAGAGCUCAAGGAGGAAGCUGAGGCCCCAUCGCAGGAUACCUCUCAGCCCCCACCCCCUGAGCCUAAGGAGGAUGCAGCUGCUGAUGGAGAAAAGGCUGCAGGAAAAGAAAAUGGGGAGAAGUCUGAGGCCCAGAAGCCAAAUGAGAAGGGGGAGGCAGGACCUGCUGGUGUCUCUCCAGCCCCUGAGGAAGAAAAGAAGCAGAAACCUGCCCGGAAGCAGAGAACGGUGGAGGAGAUUGGAGUGGAGCUGGAUGUUCUGGAUCUACCUGACUUGCCGGAGGAGGAGCUGUCUCGUUCCAUGCAGAAACUUCGGGACUUGACACUCCGAGACCUACAGAAGCAGGAACGGGAGAAAGCUGCCAACAGCUUGGAAGCUUUCAUCUUUGAGACCCAGGACAAGCUGUACCAGCCCGAGUACCAGGAAGUGUCCACUGAGGAGCAGCGUGAGGAGAUCUCUGGGAAACUCAGCGCCGCUUCCACCUGGCUGGAGGAUGAGGGCUUUGGGGCCACCACAGUGAUGUUGAAGGAGAAGUUGACUGAGCUGAGGAAGCUAUGCCAGGGGCUGUUUUUCCGGGUGGAAGAGCGCAAGAAGUGGCCUGAACGGCUGUCUGCCCUUGAUAGCCUCCUCAACCAUUCCAGCAUGUUCCUCAAGGGGGCCCGGCUCAUCCCAGAGAUGGACCAGAUCUUCACGGAGGUGGAGAUGGCUACGUUAGAGAAAGUCAUCAAUGAGACCUGGGCCUGGAAGAACACAACUGUGGCUGAGCAAGCCAAGCUUCCCGCCACAGAGAAGCCUGUGUUGCUCUCAAAAGACAUCGAGGCCAAGAUGAUGGCUCUGGACCGCGAAGUGCAGUAUCUACUCAAUAAGGCUAAGUUUGCCAAGCCCCGGCCCCGGCCCAAGGACAAGAAUGGGACCCGGGCAGAGCCUCCCCUCAAUGCCAGUGACCAGGGGGAGAAGGUCAUCCCUCCGCCAGGCCAGCCUGAAGAUGCAAAGCCCAUUUCAGAACCUGAGACAGUAGAGACUAGAUCUGAACCAGCAGAUGCUGAGCCUCUGGAGUUAGGAGGUCCUGGAGCAGAAGCUGAGCAGACAGAGCAUCCUGCAGAACAGAAGCGGACUUUGAAGAAUGACGAACUAUAACCCCACCUCCCGUUUCCCCAUCUUCCCCACCCCCUUCUCCCACCACCUCUAUUUAUUGUACGCCGAGGGUAGGGGGGUUAGUCCUGCCCUCGGGGGGCUGAGUUCCUUCUGUGUCACCUGUGGCUGGACAUGUGGAGAAGGGAAAGGAAAGGACAGCUCAUCGUUCUUUCUGGAG